AUGAAAGGACGUCCCACAUUGGCUGGUGGCGGAUCAGUGGCCAAAGUCGUGGAGACGGAGGACCACAAGCAGGUCACAAUGAUCAUCGUAGGCGCGGGACAGCGUGGGCAGACCUACGCCCGAUAUGCACUCGAGCACCCUACUUUGUCCAAAGUGGUUGGAGUCGCUGAACCGAGACCACACAGGAGAAACCUCAUGAAGAAGACGUACAACCUACCAGAUGACAUGGUCGUUGCUGAUUGGGAGGAGCUGCUCGCCAAAGGUCGCGUAGCUGAUGCGGUAGUCAUCGGGACAUUGGACCAAAUGCACGCCCCUCAGGUCGCUGCAUUUUCUAAGUUGGGCUAUGACAUCCUCUGCGAGAAGCCCAUGGCAGUUUCAAUUGCCGACUGUGUCAAGAUGACCAAAGAGGUCAAAGAUGCGGGUAGCAUCUUUGGAGUGGGGCAUGUGCUGCGAUACAGUCCAUUCAAUCAGGCGGUUAAGAAAAUCAUCGAUUCCGGUGCUCUAGGAGACAUUGUCAACAUACAACAUAUCGAGCCAGUCGGAGAUGAACACUUUGCACACAGUUUCGUCCGAGGCAAUUGGCACAAGGAAUCUGAUACUUCUUUCGCCCUCAUGACCAAAUGUUGUCACGACAUUGACAUCGUUUCGUUCUACCUCUCUGGUCUGGUGCCGAAGCGCGUCUCCUCCUUCGGAUCCUUGUUCCAAUUCAACAAAGCCAAGAAGCCAAAGGAAGCUGGGAACGCGAGGCGAUGCUUGGACUGCGCGUACGAGCCCAAAUGUACUUGGAGUGCCAAGAAAAUAUACCUUCAGCCGCUAACAACGGACGAUCAACACUGGGCCAAGCUCUUCGUCGAUGCGGAUGUGUUGGACAUUGAGAAUGUCACGGAUGCGCUUAACAAGACGAAUUAUGGAAGUUGUGUAUAUGAGACGGAUAAUGAUGUGGUCGAUCAUCAAGUCGUCAAUGUCGAGUAUGACGGGGGAGUUACGGCCAACAUCACCAUGUCCGCUUUCACUGAAGCUGAAUGCGAGCGAAGUACCAGGAUUCACGGGACCAAGGGAGAGCUCAUCGGCGACAUGACCAGCUUUACCGUCUUUGAUUUCCUCACGCGUACCAAGACGGUUCACAACCCUCCUCUUCAGGGAGGAUAUCACGGAGGAGGAGAUAUCGGUCUCUCCAAAGCCUUUGUCGAAGCUGUUGCUCGGAAAGAUCAGAGCAAGCUCGGCGUCACCCCAGACGAGGUUCUAAACAGCCACUUGCUGGUAUUUGCCGGAGAGACAGCGAGAAAACAGGGCACAGUGGUCAAUUUCGAGGAAUUCAAGAAGGAAGCUUUGGCCAGUAAGGCCUGA
This is a messenger RNA of Kockovaella imperatae, 1347 nucleotides long. Its product is annotated as putative NAD-binding Rossmann fold oxidoreductase. The record is from RefSeq and is a predicted model, not a curated record. The transcript has 9 exons. Gene Ontology annotation, molecular function: nucleotide binding. Bases 1 to 1347 code for a protein of 448 amino acids. Lineage: Eukaryota; Fungi; Basidiomycota; Tremellomycetes; Tremellales; Cuniculitremaceae.